ACUACGGCAUAUAGGGUUCAAAGUUCAACUUGCGUGGUGCAGGCUUCGAAAAUCCAUAAUGGCGCAUAAUCUCCGAAAUGGUCUAUAAACUUUUUGAGUUAGGCAGCGUUUACAUGAAGCCCGUAGUGAGUUCAAACCGGUUUGACUUUCGGGUCUGUUUGAGAUCGCGCUCUUGUUUACACAUAGGUUUACAUGACCGUUUUCAAUACGGCUUUGGCAAGUGAAAAAAAAACGUCCCACUUGUACUAGUUCCAGUCCUAUUUUCACUAGUCCUAUUUCGCUUCAAGAUGGCACCGAGAACAGUGGACAUAAUUAGAAACUUUACUUUGAUUAUAUCUUUCUUCUUGAGUUCAGCUGGUGCAUUGCUUACUGUCUUUACAAGAAAUAUGGAAAUAUUGCUUUCGCUUCGUAGACAACAACAAAUUGCUUUACAUAACGCUACACAGGAUCAAAACUCACUUAUCAGGAAAAUACAAAAAUGCAAAAAAAGGCGCACUGAUCUUUGGUGGAAAAAUCUGAUAGGUGGAAAGUUGCCAGAGGAGGAGUGGUAUAGAAAUAUAAGAAUGGACUACCCAACAUUCAUGAACAUUGUCGAUAAAAUAUGUGUCAAUGUUGAACCAGCACAUAAUUUGUUUCGUGUUGACACACUUUCAGCUGAAAAAGAGUUGCAAUGGUAUUAUACUACUUAAAGGACCAGGGAUCUUUGAGAAUGACAUGUAACUCUUUUGGUGUCUCCCUUGCUACUUUGUCAAAAUCAUUGCAAACAGUUUGUGGUGCAAUUAGUGACAUUCUUGGCCCUGAAUUGAUUCGAUUUCCAUGUACCGAAGAAGAAAUGAAACAUGCUGCAAUGUUAUUUGAAAGUAAAUUUGGCUUUCCUCAAGUGAUUGGUUGUGUUGACGGGACACAUAUACCCAUUAAACGACCCACAGAAAAUGCCCAAGACUACUUGUUAUAAAAUGAAGUACUCCGUGAAUUGUCAAGCAAUAUGUGAUGAGAAAGGCUACUUAAUUGACUUGGAAAUUAAAUGGCCUGGUAGUGUUCACGAUGCGCAGAUUUUUGCAAACAGUUCAGUGGAAAAGAGAUUUUUCAGUGACCGUUACCCAUUAUGUUUGCAAGAGUUGAUACCUAGUUACACACCUGUGCCACCAUUGUUGAUUGGAGACCUGGCAUAUCCAUUACUUCCCAAUGUAAUGAAGGAAUUUACUACCUACAACAAUGCGAAAGAAGUGAUGUUUAAUAAUAAUUUAUGCCGUGCACGGAAUCAAAUUGAAUGUGCUUUCAGUCGAUUAAAGGCACGGUGGAGAAUUUUAAAUCGCUGUGUCGAUGUCGAUUUGGAUUUUGCUAUGGAGUUAAUAUACUCAUGUUUUCUCCUUCAUAAUUAUUGUAAAGGUAAUAAAGUUCAUCCUGAUUUGCUGCGAAUGCAGAUGAUGACUUAAUGAUGAAUCAAAUUGAAUGUGCUUUCAGUUGAUUAAAGGCACGGUGGAGAAUUUCAAAUCGCUGUGUCGAUGUCGAUUUGGAUUUUGCUAUGGAGUUAAUAUACUCAUGUUUUGUCCUUCAUAAUUAUUGUGAAGUUAAUAAGGUUCAUCCUGAUUUGCUGCAAAUGCAGAUGAUGACUGAGGAGCGAUGUCAGAAUUGUGAGCACCACAACCAAGUCUAUCAGUUGUAUACAUACAACUCCCAACGUGAAAAAGCUGUCAGGGAGUCGGUGAUGUACCUUUAUGAUAGGCAGUAACAUUUUUAUCACUGACAGUUUUUUUUUUUUUUUUGAAGUUGUGUAUAUAUUUUAUUACCAUAAAAAUUUGUGAUAGA
Hydractinia symbiolongicarpus is the source of this 1809-nucleotide messenger RNA. Its product is annotated as putative nuclease HARBI1. Bases 288 to 689 code for a protein of 133 amino acids. Lineage: Eukaryota; Metazoa; Cnidaria; Hydrozoa; Anthoathecata; Hydractiniidae. The record is from RefSeq and is a predicted model, not a curated record. The transcript has 2 exons.